Lontra canadensis (Northern American river otter) is the source of this 1630-nucleotide messenger RNA. It is a transcript of the gene ENTREP1, whose product is annotated as family with sequence similarity 189 member A2. Lineage: Eukaryota; Metazoa; Chordata; Mammalia; Carnivora; Mustelidae. The transcript has 11 exons. The coding region runs from base 98 to 1579 and encodes 493 amino acids. Gene Ontology annotation, cellular component: membrane. The record is from RefSeq and is a predicted model, not a curated record.
GGCCGCCGCCGCCGCCGCCGCCGCCCCGGGCUCGGCGCUGCUGCCCGCUCGCCCGCUGCUGUCGCUCGGGCUGCUGCAGCUGAUCCUGGGCUGCUGCAUGGUGGCGCUGAGCUUCGGGGCGCUGUCGCUGAGCAGCUCCCCUCAGGUGAAGAACUCGUGUCCGUUCUGGGCCGGCUCCUCGGUGAUACUCUCUGGAAUCAUAGGAUUAACAACUUGGAAACGGCCUAUGAUACUUCUGGUGAAUCUCUUUGUGCUGCUCUCCGUGGUGUGUGUCCUCUUAAAUCUGGCUGGAUUUAUCCUCGGCUGCCAGGGCGCCCAGUUUGUGUCCAGCGUGCCCAGGUGUGAUCUGGUGGACUUAGGUGAAGGCCAGAUUUGCUUCUGCUGUGAAGAAUUUCAACCAGCCAAAUGCACAGACAAAGAAAAUGCCUUGAAACUCUUUCCGGUUCAGCCUUGUAGUGCUGUUCACCUUCUGCUUAAGAAAGUCCUUUUCGCCCUGUGUGCCUUGAACGCCCUGACCACCACCGUCUGCUUGGUGGCAGCCGCCCUUCGCUACCUCCAGAUGUUUGCAGCCAGAAGAGCCUGCAUCGACGAAACUCAGAUUUCUGCCGAGGACGUGGAAGAACACGGACGGAUCCCAGACCCCGAGGACUUCGUGCCGCCAGUGCCCCCCCCUUCCUAUUUCGCCACGUUUUACUCGUGCACACCCCGGAUGAACCGCAGGACGCUCGGCCCUGAUGUCAUUCCCCUCCCCCACAUCUACGGGGCACGGAUCAAAGGUGUGGAAGUGUUCUGUCCCCUGGACCCCCCGCCUCCGUACGAAGCUGUGGUGAGCCAGACGGACCAGGCGCAGGGGUCUUCAUUCCACGUGCCAGGAGGAUCGGCAGGUGCCUCGAGCCCUUUGGAACCGAUCCGCAUGCCACCGACUCAAGGUGAGGACAUUCCUAACACACCUGGAGAAGAAAGCACAUCCAUCUCAACUCCCGAUGCAAACCAGCUGCCUCCCACGAGAAGCCGGACAGUCUUCCCAGCCCUGAGGACGAGAUCAAGGAGCGACCCUGUGCUCCAUCAUUCCGUGGAGAGAGCUGCCCCCGUGCUCAGCUGCGAAGCCGCGACGCAGACUGAGGGCAGACCGCACCUGGCCGCGGUGACCUGGAGGCGAGGUCUGCGGUGCAGAGCUGCGCGAUGCCGGCCCCGGUCCCUGAUAGAUUACAAGUCCUACAUGGACACCAAGCUGCUGGUGGCGAGGUUCCUGGAGCAGUCGUCCUGCAGUAUGACCCCAGACAUCCACGAGCUGGUGGAGAACAUUAAAUCCGUCCUCAAGUCCGACGAGGAGCACAUGGAGGAGGCCAUCACGAGCGCCGGCUUCCUGGAGCAGAUAAUGGCCCCGCUGCCGCCCAGCACUUCCCGGGCCCACGCGCUGCCCCCGCCGAGACAGCCUGGCUUCCUGCACCUGCGGAGCUGCGGGGACCUGAGCACCUUCACCCCGGCGGGGAGGCCCCGAGCCGAGAGGAGGCCCCAGCGAGCAGAGGCCGAGCGGCCCCACAGCCUCAUCGGCGUCAUCCGGGAGACCGUCCUGUGAACCUGUGGGGUCCCCCCGCCCCCGCAACGCCUCGCACCCCCCUCCACCCUG